This is a messenger RNA of Fusarium graminearum PH-1, 732 nucleotides long. RefSeq lists its product as uncharacterized. The transcript has a single exon. The record is from RefSeq and is a predicted model, not a curated record. Bases 1 to 732 code for a protein of 243 amino acids. Lineage: Eukaryota; Fungi; Ascomycota; Sordariomycetes; Hypocreales; Nectriaceae.
AUGAACACGAGCAGCUUGAGGACUUUUGAGAAAAUUCUGUCAGGGCUAGUACGAGAUCAGAAGCAGCUGAACGACGAGGUGGACGAAGAGAACUUGGCCAGGAUAGAUGACCCCCUAGCGACCACGGACGAUUCCCCUGAAGCAAGCCAGUCACUGCCCACAGGAGAAGCAACCUCUGAUCAAAAUGCGCCUGGAAAUUCUGAAAAAGAAGUAUUAGGCAUGUACGUUACAGUCCGCAACAAGGUCGACGACCUGGUUGUGAAACGUGUCGAACGCCGGGCCCUUGGAGAUGUGCCCGACUGGACGGUAGAAUACACAAUCACGGAGUUUCCAUCAGACCGGGCGCGAAGGAUCUUGGUCCAGAUGAAGGGCCGCAGAAAGAAGCUGAUGGGCUUGGAUCAGGAAACGCGUUCCAGGCAAUGGUUCAAGAUGUGGAAUGGACAACUACAGGAACGCACUAAAGCUGGAAGGAGAGCCAGGCGUAUGAUGACAGAGAGAGAGGAGCAACGAGGGACUAAAGUUGCGUGGGCCGACGAGCCAGCCAUGAAAAAAAGGGUUAGCAAGAAGGCGCUGUCAAAGAAGACCACUGAGCCCAAGAAGAAGACUACCGAGCCCAAGAAGAAGGCCGAGCCCAAGAAAAAGGCCGAGCCCAAGAACAAGACUGAGCCCAAGAAGAAGGCCGCAUCCAAGAAAACGAAAUCGUCCAAGAAAGACGAGAGCGGGACGGAUUGA